AUGAAGAAACCCACGGUGUCGGUCAUAGUGGCAGCGCUCAAACCGCUGUUUGGAAUAGGCAACAAAGGCGGCCUACCAUGGAAACUAGGCAAGGAAAUGGCGUAUUUCAAGAGAGUCACUACGCGGACUGCUCAAGCUGGUGCCAUCAAUGCCGUGAUCAUGGGAAGAAAAACAUGGGACUCGAUACCUCCUAGGUUCAAACCACUACCUGAUCGAAUCAACGUUGUGUUGUCGAGGUCUUUUGAGAAUCGCCAAGUUGACGAACGUUUGAUCCAUGCCAAUUCAAUCGAGAGUGCACUACUGUUUUUGCUGGCGAGACCUGUUGAAAAAGUGUUUAUCAUUGGCGGUGCUGAGAUUUACAAUGAGGUCAUCAAGGGGCACCUAGUGGAUUAUUUACUCAUCACGGAGAUUGAACAUGUGGAUGACUCGCCUGUGGAAAUGGAUACGUUUCUUGAGUUUGACAUGCACGAGUGGGUGAAAUUGCCAGAUGGAGAUUUGGUUGACUUUACGGGAGAAGAACUGGUCGAAAAGGACAUCAACGAGAAUGGUUUCAUCUAUAAUUACACCUUAUGGGCUAGAAAGUAA
Molecule: messenger RNA, 585 nt
Organism: Lodderomyces beijingensis
Lineage: Eukaryota; Fungi; Ascomycota; Pichiomycetes; Serinales; Debaryomycetaceae
Source: the annotation of a GenBank genome assembly